Sander lucioperca (pikeperch) is the source of this 4218-nucleotide messenger RNA. RefSeq names its product kinase suppressor of Ras 1-like. The record is from RefSeq and is a predicted model, not a curated record. Gene Ontology annotation, molecular function: protein kinase activity; ATP binding. The coding region runs from base 118 to 2805 and encodes 895 amino acids. Lineage: Eukaryota; Metazoa; Chordata; Actinopteri; Perciformes; Percidae. Gene Ontology annotation, biological process: protein phosphorylation. The transcript has 19 exons.
GUGGGAGACCCAAACGCGGAAACGGCUUUGAGACGAUGCUGGCUUUAGAGGAAGCAGCAGUGGUGUGCGACUCGUCUUCAGGUCGCUGUGUGACACAAGCCGCGCCGAUGUAGAGGAAUGGACAGAGACACGGCCAGAGGUGACAGCAUGGUCCACAGCAGGACAGAAACCGACGGGGCCCAGGAGGCUCUGCAGCAGUGCCGAUUCAUCCAGAACCUGGUGGACAUCUCCCUCUCCAGUCUGCGGGCUCUCAGGACCAGUUGCGCCGCAUCCAACGACUUCACCCGGCGGGAGAUCCGCACUUUAGAGGUGAAGCUGACCAACUACAUGUGGACCCAGCUGCAGUGGAAGCAGAGGGUACCAGAGAGGGAGAGACCUGAAGCUCUGUGUGGAUACCCGAGACUGGAGGACUGGCUCCUAACAGCUGACCUCACACCACAAUUCAUACAGGCUGCAGCAGGGAAGCUCUCAGUGGACAGGUUGCUGCAGAACUCCAGCUCUGAGUUGCAGGACAUGAUGAGACGCCUGGGCUCCAAUUCAGAAGACCGCUCUCGCCUCACUGCCGCCCUCUCCUGUCUGAAGAGUGCAAAUGACACAGGAGUUGGCCCAAGGCCUGACUUUGGUUCCUGCAGCUCUGAGUCCCAACAGGACAGUGAUGCCUUCUCUCCCAUCAGCUCUGAUAGCCCCUCCACCCCCCUGACGCCCACCAGCACCCACGGCCGCUCCAUCUCCAUAUCGGUGCUUCCUUGUUCAGAUGGCGCCUUCACCCUGGAGCCAAGCCCCCUUCCGGCAACUCGAGCCCCAAAGUCACGCACUACCACGCCCUCCCACACGCCGCCGCCACCGUCCCGAAAACUGCUGCAGCUGCUCCCCAACAUCGCACUGACAAGGAGCAAGAGUCAAGAGUCCCAGCUGGCCAACCGCAUUGAGGAGCCUGCUGCACACAAACCCUGUAAGAAGAACAAAGUCUUGGCUGCUCUUCAUAUCAACGGCUCCGGGCACCCACCGGAGGACUCAGCACUGCGGUCACCGCUGCUCUCUGCCCGGACACCAGGCCCUGUCCCAGCCUCAGCCCCAUACACCAUGGCUGCCACUCCCACCCAGCUGGAGAAUGUGACCAUGCACAGGAGCUCCCCUCAGACAGUGAGGAGGGACAUUGGCUUGGCUGUAACACACAGGUUUUCAACCAAGUCCUGGCUCUCCCAGACCUGCCAAGUGUGUCGCAAGAGCAUGAUGUUUGGUGUCAAGUGCAAACACUGCAAGUUGAAGUGCCACAACAAAUGUACCAAAGAUGCUCCCUCAUGUCGGAUAUCAUUUCUUACAUUACCAAGGAUACGGAGGGCAGAAUCAGUGCCAUCAGAUAUCAAUAAUCGGAUUGAUCAGACAGCAAACAUCCCACUGCAGUUUGGCACUUUACCAAAAGCAAUAAACAAGAGGCAGGAGCCUCCCCCCAGUUUAAACCAUCUGGACUCAAGCAGUAACCCGUCAUCAGCCACCUCCUCCACACCUUCCUCCCCAGCACAUUUCCAGCAGAACAACCCCCCAAGUGUCAGCGCCACACCCCCACCCAACGCGUCGCCGCAGGGCUCCCGGGACAGCCGCUUCCACUUCCCAGAUGUUCCUGCUUCCACGCAUACUGCUGUUCAACAUCCUGGCAGUCACUAUGAGUCUGGAGUGUCCCAGGUGGCCAUCACUGAGAGGCAGCUGACAGCAGCAGAGCCAGCAAGGGGGGACGAGGGGGACGAGGAGGACGAGGAGGAAGCAGCUGACCAGGGCGACAGUGCUCCCACUGAGCAGCCUGAGGAGGACGAGCUGGAGGAGCUGCCCUCCUCCAUAUGCCGCCGCGGGGCCGUCGGCCGCUGGAGGGGCCCGUUCUCUCGCAUGGCCAGCCAGACCAGCAUCUACCUGCAGGAGUGGGACAUCCCAUACGAGCAGCUGCAGCUGGGAGAGCUUAUUGGCAAGGGCCGCUGGGGGAAGGUGCAUAAGGGCCGCUGGCAUGGCGAGGUGGCCAUCCGCCUGCUGGAGGUGGACGGCAACAACCAGGACCACCUGAAGCUCUUCAAGAAGGAGGUGAUGAACUACAGGCAGACACGGCACGAGAACGUGGUCCUGUUCAUGGGCGCCUGCAUGGCUCCGCCACACCUCGCCAUCAUCACCAGUUUCUGUAAAGGCGAGACUCUGUACUCCGUUGUAAGAGACAGAAAUCAUAUACUGGACAUCAAUAAGACCAGGCAGAUUGCUCUGGAUAUUGUAAAGGGAAUGGGUUAUCUGCAUGCCAAAGGCAUCAUUCACAAGGACCUGAAGUCUAAGAACGUGUUCUAUGACACAAACAAGGUGGUGAUUACAGACUUUGGCCUGUUUGGGAUGUCUGGAGUGGUACAAGAAGGCAGAAGACAGAACGUGUUGCGGAUACCUCAGGGCUGGAUCUACUACCUGGCUCCAGAGAUCGUUCGACUAAUGAGCCCGGAGGUUGAUGAGGACCAGCUGCCUUUCUCCAAAGCUGCUGACGUUUAUGCGUUCGGCACAAUCCUAUAUGAGCUGCAGGUGGGAGACUGGCCAAUCACCAAACAGCCUGUGGAAGCCAAGAUCUGGCUGGUGGGCAGCAGCAAGGGCAUCAAGAAGGUGCUGGCAGACACCAACCUGGGCAAGGAGGUCACGGAGAUCCUGUCUGCCUGCUGGUCCUCAGAGGCCGACAACAGGCCCACUUUCACCCAGCUGGCAAGCAUGCUGGAGAGGCUCCCCAAACUGAACCGCAGGCUGUCUCACCCCGGACAUUUUGGGAAGAACACUGAGUACGUAUCAUAGAAAGAGGAGCUUCAUUCAUGAUGCAGGGUGGAGCGGCCUACACCAUUUACACCAACAUUCAAAGAGAGUCUGCAUCAGUUUGUUUAGGUCAUAAACGUCUACAUUUCCAUGUCAUAUAAGAAGAAAUGAGAUGGAGCCAAAGGAUCCAAUACAAGAUCAAUAAAAUGAAAAAUGUUGUAACUAGGAUUUUUGUAAAGAAAUGUGAAUAUUAUGAAGCUGUCCUGCUGAGUAUCAACUAAUAUAAAUUACCUUUUCUAAUGUGACUGCUAUUUUGUAUUUUGAGGAAAGCUCUAGUUCUAGUAAGCUCACACGUUGCUCUGCCGAUGAUGGAUGGAGUUGUUGCUCCCUCUAUGCUUCCUUCAUCCUUUUUCUCCACACACUUUCAUAGUGUUUCUCACAGUCAGCAGCAGUAAGAUCCUUUCUUGUGUUCCCCAGUUUUACCUCUCCUUCUUUCUCCUCUCUCUGUGAUUUCCUCUCCUCUGGGUGCUGACCGAUCCGCCUCUGCCUGUUCCUGUUGUGGCUGAUCUCCACGGUCUCCCUUCCAUCCCAUUUUCCCCUUAUGUCCAUGCCUCUCUUGUCUGUUUAUGUGCACACUUGUUUUCCACCACUCUUUCCUAUUUCACUCCGUUCUUCUCUUGGCGAAGGCUGUGGGAUCAUUAUCAUCACUGCCUGAGAGAUCACUGCCAUCAGGGUCUACACGCACACUGUCCAUACAUGUACAAAUACAGCAGCUGAGAGGCAAAUGUGCUUUGUAAAACUCACUUUAUUUGGAUUUGACUCUUCAUAUUGGCUUGAGCCAAUAUUGACAAUAUCACUUAAAAGAAGAGUUCUUAUCUGGAGCGGCAUAUCCAACUUAUCUUCACCUGGAGUUAAAAUGUGAUCUGUGUCUGAAUUGAUUAAGCAUUCUUGUUGUCUUAAUUCUGCCCACAUGUGAGCAGAUCUACAGUUAUAUAGACAGAGCUCCUGGACUGUCAGCAAACAUGGUGUGUGACAAAUGACUUGGUAACAGGAAGGGGAGGGUCAUGAGCCGAGGGAAUAGAGCCGAGGCACCCGUGCGCUACUUCUCUGCACUCUGUCCAAGUAGGCUAAUAUAACUUAAAAUGUAAGAAAUAUUGUAGCACACAUCAGUCAUAUACCUCUUUCACACAAAUGACAAGGGUUAUCUGACCAUUGUUCAAACCUUCUUUUGUCAAUUCAAACCAAGCCAGUGACACGGGCUGAUCCCUGGUCAUAUCAACUCAGAUACAACCUGGGUCUCAACAUGGGAGCAGUACAUACCAAUUCUUAAUAUCUGUCUGUAUGUCAGUGGGCAUUGAUGUAUCCUCAUCGCAGGAAGGCUGCUGGUUUCAGCUGUUACUAGGCUACGACUCCUCCAAAUUAUUGGAGGUAAAAUAACAGUAAUUCAAGUGUUGC